Molecule: messenger RNA, 1896 nt
Organism: Rana temporaria (common frog)
Lineage: Eukaryota; Metazoa; Chordata; Amphibia; Anura; Ranidae
Gene: ASB16
Product: ankyrin repeat and SOCS box containing 16
Exons: 5
Coding region: 362-1732 (456 amino acids)
Biological process (GO): intracellular signal transduction; neuronal action potential; negative regulation of delayed rectifier potassium channel activity
Cellular component (GO): axon initial segment; synapse; membrane
Molecular function (GO): transmembrane transporter binding
Source: RefSeq, a predicted model, not a curated record
AGUGCUCGUUAUGGAAGUGGUUAAGGAACAACUUAUGUUGAUAUGGUUAAGAGGUAUUUCUGAAAUCUUUGUACAUGUGCAGAUUUCUUUCUAAUUCAUUUAUAUAAUAAUAUAAUAUAAUUAAUAUUGGUCUUAAAGGGAUAAUAGUGGUGAAUGGGUCUGUGUGAUGAUCCCAUGUGAUAAAUGUCACAAUGAGAGUCAUGUUAGGGACAGGCCACCCCAUAAUUCUAUCCAUGAAAAUGACACUGCAGAAAUAUGAUUACCAUGUGGAGCAGCAGAGCCUGUUGGUUAUAAAUAGGACUGAGCAGUUCUCUUUCAGUGAGUGCAAUGAGGCUACAGACGAGGUGAAGCUCCUAGUACAAUGUCCAGGGAAACCUUCCCCUUCACCACGACCGCCCUACGUUCCCUCCAAUGGCAGAGAGAACAGCUGGAGAACGAGGAUCGCAGGAGGGCGGUGAGCAGGCAGUGUCUCGCCCGCAGGUUACAGACCGACAGAAGCGCUUAUCGCCCCCCUGCUAGCCAGCGGCGCCAGUACUGCCGCGAUGCCGCCAUCCACAAUGCCCUGUACACUGGCGAUAUAGAGAGGAUUAAGGUCAUAUUCAGAGAACAGGACUCGGCAGAAGUCGUGGUGGAGACGGUCAGUGAAGAGCUGCAGUGGUCUCCAGACAUAGGUCUCUUCUCCUUAACACCUAAAAAGUCUCACACCACCCCACUGCGUAUCACUGCCGCUCGGGGGUACUCGGAGUGUGUGCGCUACUUGAUAUGCCACGGUGCCAACCCCAACAAUACAGUCGGGGGAAGGGGAGCGCUGCACGACGCCUGCGAGGGAGGACACGCUGUGUGUACCCAGCUACUGGUAAGCCGUGGAGCAGACUGCAAUCUACAGAGCGAAGAUGGCCAGGCACCCCUCCACUUCUGUACCACAAAGGACACCCUGGAGUGCGCAAGACAGCUGCUGGAAUAUGGUGCUAUUGUGAACCUUCCCUGCCAUUACACCCGUGCUACGCCAUUGCACGUGGCAGCCACCCGUGGUCUGGAAGCCCAUGUAACGUUGUACUUAAGUCUUGGUGCUGACCCUUGUGCCCUCAACCGCGAGAGCGAGACGCCCGUUAAUGCAGCCUGUGCAGCCGGUGACUCCCCGCAGCACUUUGGCCGAUACCUGAGGGUUGUAGAGAUGUUGCUGAAGGCAGGGGGUCCGCCCAGUACUCCUGGGAAGAAGGGCCAUGGGCCCCUGCACAAUGCCAGCUCCAACUGCCAUCUUAGUCUGGUGAAAAUGUUGCUCGACCAUGGGGCAUCUGUCAAUGUGACAAAUAGCGCUGGGUACACCCCGCUGGAUUGUGCACUACAGGUGUGCACUGAUUAUCCUGAGUGUCAGCCCGAUCAGCUGGUACAGACAUUACUCAACCAUGGAUCCGAGUCCCCUAGUGUCAAGAUGUGGCGGUACUGUGCUGCGUCCCCCCUGGCCUUUGAGAUCCUUCUGAACUCCUACGAUCGUAUCCCACCAGGUGACUUCUGGGUAGAAGCUGUGCCCCCUUCAGUGUGGAAGGAACAUCAGACUUUAUAUGAAUCCAUCUCGCUACUUUCAAAUCAACCUCGGCGUCUUCAACACCUCGCUCGCUGUGCUGUGAGAAGUAAAUAUGGCGGCCUAUGCUACAAAGCGAUUCCAGAUCUUCGAUUGCCCCCAGCUCUCACGGCAUAUCUCCUCCUGCAGCCAGAGGGCAGUAUUCACUAACUGGGGAUCAUGAAGAGGUGAUUGCAAGUUUGUCAAUUGAAGGCCGCGUCAGACUUCUCUACCAUUAGUCCAAUGACCAAUAUGCACCAAGAUAUACCGUAUUUUCCGGCGUAUAAGACGACUGGGCGUAUAAGACGACCCCCUAAUUUUCCAGGAAAAAUGUU